Cydia amplana is the source of this 1607-nucleotide messenger RNA. It is a transcript of the gene yellow-12, whose product is annotated as protein yellow-like. Bases 47 to 1597 code for a protein of 516 amino acids. The record is from RefSeq and is a predicted model, not a curated record. Lineage: Eukaryota; Metazoa; Arthropoda; Insecta; Lepidoptera; Tortricidae. Gene Ontology annotation, cellular component: extracellular region. The transcript has 4 exons.
ACCAACAGAAGACAGUAACUAAUGUUCUCAACAUGUGCUUGUAACGAUGGCAGUUUCACAUCAGUGGUUUAUACAAUGGUCACCCCCGUCCAUGAUAUUCGCGGACAUCACUAGUCAGUACAACAAUGUGAACGAAAGAUUUAACACUUUCGACCAUGAUAGAACCAAGUGGGAAGUGAACAGUGAAGAUAUUCAAACUAAGCCCGUGUAUGAAUAUGAACCUGAAGAAAGUGACUAUGGAUAUGAUACCGAGGAAAAAGUUAGAAAUGGAGCGACGCAGGCCGCCGGGCUGACGUUGUGGCUCACGAUGCUGGGCCUAGCGCGGGCGCAGAGUAUCCCGGCAGACUAUGACACACCGCCUUUUAGCACUCUCUACAAGUGGAAGCGUGUCGACUUCGAAUUCCCGUCUGCGAUGCACCGCCAACACGCUAUCGCUACUGGCAAAUAUGUCCCGGCGAACGUGCUACCCCUGGGCCUCGAGGUGUACGGAUCUCGGGUGUGGGUGACGCUGCCGGCCUGGCGGCGCGGCGUGCCGGCCACGCUGGCGACCGUGCCGCGCUCCGGCGGCGUCACAUCGCCGCUCCUCAGGCCUUAUCCCGACUGGUCGUUCCACAGAGCAUUUGCCAAUGAAUCCAAAAGCUGUAGUGGAUUGACUUCAGUAUUUCGGAUGAACGUGGAUGCCUGCGGGCGACUCUGGGUUCUAGAUUCCGGUCAAAUUGACUCUCAAGACAGCCCGAAGCAGUUAUGUCCUCCCAGUAUAGUCGUCUUUGACUUGAGAACAGACACACUCAUCGCUAGGUAUAAAAUUCCAAAAAAAUAUGUACUACAAGACUCACUCUUCGCUAACAUUAUCGUGGACACUCGCACUAAAGACUGCUCGGAUCUACACGUCUACAUAGCAGAUACUUGGCGGUUCGGACUUCUAGUGUUCAGACAAAGUGAUGCUACUUUUUGGAGAUUCUCUAAUCCUAUUUUUUAUCCCGACCCACUCGCCUCCAACUAUACACUUCACGGCCUCAAUUUUCAAUGGGCAGAUGGCAUUUUUGGGCUAGCGCUGUCGCCUUUGGACUCUUUUGGUAACCGACUGUUAUUUUUCCAUGCCAUGUCGAGUUAUAGAGAAUUCUUUGUGUCCACAACGGUUUUACGACAGAGCGUGCGGGUUAAUGAUAGUUCGUCAGAUUUUCAUCUAGUCGGCGAGAGCAGAGGUCUAUCUGGACAGUCAUCGGCUUCUGCUAUAGACAGGCGUGGCGUCAUGUUCUUCGGUCUGGUCUCCCGAGAUAGUAUGGGCUGUUGGGAUACUCAAAAGCCUUAUAACAAAAGGUCGAUGGGGGUGGUGGCUGAGAACACAGAGACACUUAUAUUUCCUAACGAUAUAAAAGUUGACCAAGAGGAGCAGCAAAGUGUUUGGGUGAUAUCGAAUCGUCUGCCAAUGUAUCAAGCGGGUCCUUUGAAUCCUUACGACUACAAUUAUCGUAUUCUAUAUGCCGACACAACAGAAGCGACAAAGCAGACCGUCUGCGAUCCCGACGUGCAGUUGCCUACGCUCAGCUAUAGGAGAUUAAAUGAUAUUCCCAUAUCACCAAUAAAACAGCAUUGAUUUGUCGGUA